Messenger RNA from Protopolystoma xenopodis, 579 nucleotides. The record is from the annotation of a GenBank genome assembly. Lineage: Eukaryota; Metazoa; Platyhelminthes; Monogenea; Polystomatidea; Polystomatidae.
AUGGACAACGGCCAGACGACAGGCAGCCUAAGGAGAAUGUUCACUUUCAACUGGUGUCGCAGUCGGUCGGGCCCGUUGACGCCAGAACUCAAAAAGGUCUAUGACAAUGAAUAUGAAGGGGAGGAGGAUUUUGAAGAGGAGGGAGAUGAUAAGGAAUUGAGAACAAAAAGAGAAAGCAAAAAUAAGUCGCGAAGAUGUAAAAAAACGCAGACUUCUGCUGGAGUCAACAGUACCAAAACGGAUCUAGGAAAAGACAAAUGUGAAGCUGACGAAUUCAGUGCAUUCCAAUCUUACAGAAAGGAUGGGUUGGAGCAAACUUCGAAGCUAUUCCUGAGCUUCUCCACCGACUCGCGCAGUUUUGCCACGCGCACAAGCAUUCUACUUCCAUCCGAUAAGGACAUGGCAGAUGGAAUUGCAGGACUAGCCUAUGCAUCUGAAAGGGAAGUUGCCCCAAUGAUCCCCAGUUUGAGCGAAACGACUACAGAAGUCUGGGCCGAAAAGUCAACCGCGGAGGCCAAGUCCACAAACGGGAGGUGUGACGUCAACCAGCAUGAGGAUUUGUUGUACUUCAGUGAGUAA